AUGGUGUGCUACGAUUUUCGACCAGACCCGAGUGGGUUCUCGAGCUCUAGUAGGUAUUGCCGCUCAUUCCGUCGCGAUCUGCCGGCCGUGCCGCUCGCCAUGAUCGACUACGCGCGUCCCUACGACCAAAGCAUGUGCGAUUUUCUUCUCCCUCCCACUCCACCGGCGCCCACGCGCCUCGAAGACUUCCAAGUUUUCAAGAAAGGAAACCCUAGUUACAUUUACGGGAAUUAUUACAACAACUACGAUAUGUACGCCGAGCCAGAGAUUGAAACUACGGAAAAUGUGUAUCACAACCUCGUCAGUUCCCGCGAAACUCGACAGGAGGAUUGGAAGUACAAAGCCGUUAUCGACUGGUCUCCAGAUGACACCACGUAUUGGAUCAUAGAUUGUGCCAUGACGCAAGGGUUUAGCGAAUAUGAAGUGCCAUUUUACAAUUUCAAAGUUUCCGGAGCCGAACUUCGGCAUAUGAGGCGGGACGAGAUCUUUCAAAGAAUGGUGCAUCCCAGCGUCGAUAGCAACCAGUCGCGAAGGAUUGCAGACGUGAUUUAUGACAAAUUACACGCUCGCAUAAAUGAAGAAAUUCUGCGACACUCGUCAUUGUUCAGAUAUACAGAGAGUGAAACUUAUCCAAGUCACGAGCCAGUGCAGACAGUGUUGGAUUUGGACUCUUUAGAUCACAAAAACAGGUUAUACGCGUCGGAUUAUAAGCCGAAUGACGUUAGUUUGCUACAGGCCGCUGACUCCAGCGACGAUGCUGAGGAUGCGUUCCGUUUAUCGGAUACCGCUUCACCGGAGUGUUCUUACGGUAGUGACGGUAGUAAAUCUGGAGACGAAGAAGAAAAGCGGAAAAUGUUCAAAAGACCUCCCGGCCGACCGAAAGGAACUGGCAGAAAAGUAUGCAAGCGUCCCCGAAGCGUAUCCGUGCCGGAGUUUCUCAGGAAUCUUUUGCUUGAUGAAAGGUACUGCCCCUCCAUCAUCAAAUGGGAGGAUCACCCACAAGGAAAGUUUAGGUUUGUCAAACCAGAUGAGGUGGCCAAGCUGUGGGGUCAGUUGAAGCAAAAUGAUAACAUGACCUUCGAGAAGUUCAGCAGAGCGAUGCGAUACCACUACCGUCAGUCAGUCCUUGUGUCGGUACCCACAGCACGUCUCGUCUACCAGUUCGGUCCCAAAGGACCAAGUUUCAAGACAGAAAACCCAAAUUUCAUUAAAAUCAAAUCUGAAGUCCACGAUAUGUCAUAUUCAAAUUCG
Brenthis ino (lesser marbled fritillary) is the source of this 1251-nucleotide messenger RNA. The record is from the annotation of a GenBank genome assembly. NCBI's taxonomy places the organism in Eukaryota, Metazoa, Arthropoda, Insecta, Lepidoptera, Nymphalidae.